GCAUUGUAUACUAUCUCAAUCUGUGUCUGAAAUGGGGACUAUUCCACAGGUAUAUGAGUUGAUAUAAACACUAUGUCAAUGCCUCAAAGUGCAAGAUUUAAGUUGGUGGGUAAUUAGCCCAGAAGGGAAGUUGGGCAUAAUCUGGUCUAACUUCCCAGAAUCUUCUCUGUAGCAUUUGUGUAACUUCCCCUUUCAAUACGUGCAGAGGAUUCAUGCUCAUGGAACUAAGGAACCAAACCAGCGCAUCUGAAUUCAUCCUCCUGGGGCUUUCAGAAAACCCAGAGCAGGAGAAUCUCCUCUUUGCUCUGUUCCUAUGCAUGUAUUUGGUCACAGCCAUGGGAAACCUGUUAAUAAUUCUGGCCAUCAAGUCAGACUCCCAUCUCCAAACCCCAACCUACUUCUUUGUGGCCAACCUCUCCCUGGUUGAUUUCUGCCUGACCACCAACACCAUCCCCAAAAUGUUGGUGAACAUCCAAACCAGGAGCAAGUCCAUCUCCUGUCUUUGCUGUCUGACCCAGAUGUACUUUUUCCAUUUCUUUGGCAUUAUUGACAGUAUAUUAAUUGCUGUGAUGGCUUAUGACCGGUUUGUUGCCAUAUGUCACCCCUUGCACUAUACCACCAUCAUGAGUCCACGCCUCUGUGUCUUGAUGGCUUUUAGCCCAUGGGUGUUUUCUUUCUUCAUCUCCCUCACCCACAUCCUCCUAAUGGUUUGCUUGGUUUUCUCUGGCAGCAAUGAGAUUCUUCACUACUUCUGUGACCUUACUCCCCUUCUCCGGCUUUCUUGCACUGACACCACCAUGAACAAGAUCUUUGUGUUCACUGUGGCAGGGAUGGUGUUAGCAAUUCCCUUCAUAUGCAUUCUGACCUCUUAUGCUCACAUCACCAUGGCCAUCAUGAAGGUCCCCUCUGCAAAUGGAAGGAAGAAAGCAUUUUCCACCUGCAGCUCCCAUCUCUCUGUGGUCGCCCUUCUCUAUGGGACCACCAUUGGGGUCUAUCUGUGUCCUUCACCUGUUCACACAGCCAUGAAGCAGAAAGCUUCUGCUGUAAUGUAUACUGCAGUGACCCCCAUGCUGAACCCCUUUAUCUACAGCCUUAGGAACAGAGACCUGAAGGGGGCCCUGAAGAAUCUUAUCAGCAAAAAAAAUUACCUCAUCUUCCUGACCACCAGGACUCCUGGGAGCUUCCAGGGGAAAAAAUCUAAAACUCGGGGGUCUUGGACCAAAGCCUGAAAUUGGGACAGACAGGAAGAGUAGCCAAUUUUACUCUUUAAUUUCAACAGGUUAAAAGGAAAUCUCAAGAUGGUACUGUAACUAUUUUGCCAA
This is a messenger RNA of Loxodonta africana (African savanna elephant), 1322 nucleotides long. RefSeq names its product olfactory receptor 1M1-like. The transcript has a single exon. Bases 213 to 1229 code for a protein of 338 amino acids. The record is from RefSeq and is a predicted model, not a curated record. Gene Ontology annotation, biological process: G protein-coupled receptor signaling pathway. Gene Ontology annotation, cellular component: plasma membrane. Gene Ontology annotation, molecular function: G protein-coupled receptor activity; olfactory receptor activity. Lineage: Eukaryota; Metazoa; Chordata; Mammalia; Proboscidea; Elephantidae.